AUGAUUCACGAGUUGUUGCUGGCUUUGAGUGGAUACCCGGGGGCUAUUUUCACAUGCAACAAAAGAACAGGCUUGCAGGUGUCCCAGGACCUGCCAUUCCUCCAUCCCAGUGAGACCAGUGUUCUCAAUCGACUCUGUAAGCUGGGCUCAGACUACAUACGCUUUACCGAGUUCAUAGAGCAACACAGCGGCCAUGUGCAUCAACAAGAACAUAACACAAAUCAGGCCAGCCAGAUGGGACUUCAUGGAAUUUACUUGCGUGCGUUCUGCACAGGACUGGACUCCAUGCUGCAGCCUUACAGACAGGCCCUGCUGGACCUUGAACAGGAUUUCCUUGGCGAUCCCCACUUGACAAUAUCCCACGUGAACUAUAAGCUUGAUCAGUUUCAGUUGCUUUUUCCCUCGGUCAUGGUGGUGGUAGAGACUAUUAAAUCACAGAAGAUCCAUGGCUGUCAAAUCCUGGAAACCGUGUACAAGCACAGCUGUGGGGGGCUUCCUCCUGUUCGCAUGGCUUUAGAGAAGAUCCUUGCAGUGUGCCACGGUGUGAUGUACAAACAACUUGCAGCCUGGAUGUUGCAUGGAUUACUGCUGGACCAAAACGAGGAGUUUUUCGUGAAACAGGGUCCCAGUGCAGGCGGACCGGCUUCAAACCAGGAGGAAGAGGAAGAGGAUCUUGGCCUGGGAGGCCUAAGUGGCAAACAGCUGAGAGAACUACAGGACCUGAGGCUGAUAGAGGAGGAGAACAUGUUGGCUCCAUCUCUCCAGCAGUUCUCCCUGCGAGCAGAGAUGCUGCCUUCUUACAUUCCCAUACGAGUGGCAGAGAAGAUCCUCUUUGUUGGAGAGUCUGUCCAGAUGUUUGAAAACCACAACCACAGCCCAUCUCGAGCUGGCUCCAUACUGAAGCACCAGGAGGACGCGUUUGCCGCUGAGUUGCACAGACUCAAACAACAGUCUCUCUUCAGCCUGGCGGAUUUUGAGAAUGUAAUCGAUCGCAUCAGAAGCACCGUGGCAGAGCAUCUUUGGACGCUGAUGGUGGAAGAGUCGGAUCUUCUUGAGCAGCUCAAGAUCAUCAAGGACUUCUACUUGCUGGGUCGUGGCGAGCUCUACCAGGUUUUUAUCGACCUGGCGCAGCACAUGCUGAAGACCCCGCCGACGGCUGUCACAGAGCAUGAUGUAAAUGUGGCCUUUCAGCAAGCAGCUCACAAGGUGCUGCUGGAUGAUGAUAAUCUGCUACCUUUACUGCACCUCACUGUCGACUACCAGGGCAAAGACAGCAAAGAGAUGGCAGCUCCUAGAGAUGGAGCCACUCCUCCGCAAGACAUCUCACCUCGUGAAAUGCCUCCCACCGGCUGGGCGGCCCUCGGCCUCAUCUACAAGGUCCAGUGGCCGCUGCACAUCCUGUUCACUCCCGCCGUUCUGGAAAAGUACAACGUUGUGUUCAGGUACCUGCUGAGUGUGCGACGCGUGCAGUCACAGCUGCAGCACUGCUGGGCUUUGCAAAUGCAGAGGAAACAUCUCAAGUCCAGCCAUACGGACGCUAUCAAGUGGAGGCUACGCAACCACAUGGCUUUCCUCAUUGAUAACCUGCAAUACUACUUACAGGUGGACGUGCUGGAGUCGCAGUUCUCUCAGCUGCUUCAGCAGAUCAACUCCACCAGAGACUUUGAGAGCAUCAGACUGGCCCACGACCAUUUCCUUAGCAACCUGCUCGCCCAGUCCUUCAUCCUCCUGAAGCCGGUCUUCCACUGCCUGAAUGAGAUCCUGGAGCUCUGCCAAAGCUUCUGCUCCUUAGUGAGUCAGAGCGUGGUCUUGCUGGACGAGAGGGGGACUGCCCAGCUGGACAUCCUAGUCAAGGGCUUCCGGCGUCAGUCCUCGCUGUUGUUCAAAAUCCUGUCAAGCGUGAGGAAUCACCAGAUCAACUCGGAUUUGGCUCAGCUGCUUCUGCGACUGGACUACAACAAGUACUACACCCAGGCCGGAGGAACCUUGGGCAGUGUUUAAGAAGACUACAAAAGGACGACUAUUGUAACCUCUUUCAGAAGAAGCUCCCAUCAGUCUUGUCCAUUGCCGGUGGUCUUUCCUGUGACGUCUUUAAAACUACGUUUGAAAGCGCAAAAAAAGGGCCACUUUCACUAGACUCGACUUGAUCUGCGCUGUGGUCCGUGCAUGCCCGCCUCCUCAGAGAGACUCCCAAAGAUGCUUUCAGGUUUAAGAGGUGGCGACACGGUCAACUACCUUGGAUAUUUGAUAUCCUAAAUAUGUCCCUUUUGUACAAAGUGUAAAUACUAAAAACGUGUCUGAAAUAAAACAAUCCACGACUGAAAGAAGGGUCAAAAUGUAUUAUUCAUAAAAACAGACAGAAUGGUGGAAUACAAAGUAACGGCAUGCAACAGAACAAAUCUCUUGAAGCGUGUUGGAAGUUUGCACAGGUGUAUUAUGAUGAUGACGACGACGACAGUGAAGAGGCAGAAUUAUGACGAUACUGAGGCUUGCUGUGGAAGUCCAGGCGCUCCCCACAGAUGACACUCUGGAUGAGCCACUCGGCAGACACCAGUGGGACUUCCAGUGAUGUCAUCUUUUUCUCCAACGAAGGAGGGCAGGAGUGGUCUGUCACCACCACGUCGUACUUGCCGGCGGGAACGUCUACCGAAGGAAAACAGAUUUGUUACGGAAUCCGAGCGAGGAUAUCAGUGAUAUCCGCGUGGGUCGAGGACUCUGACCGGUGCUGUCCUUGUCUGCAUGGAAGUGUCGGACGGUGGACGCUCCGCCCAUGGUGGCGAGCUGCGACCAAAGCUCCACUGGCUUCUCGAACACCACAAGAACCCGCAGAUCCUUAAAAGGACUACAGCGGGGAUGCCUGCAAGGAAAAUAAGCAUAAAGCUUGCAUCAGCCCGCAACUAUUUAAACGUUUAAAGGCGUCCUUUCCGCUGCUCAUAUCAGGGGCUUUUAGAGUGAUGAUCCAUGAACCUCGAGUUGUGUACAGGGUAAAUCUGCAUUCCACGCCUGCUCUGUUGUGAUUGGUCAAGGGUCAAGAAGUUAGUCAAUGUAAAAUCUAUGUUACAUAUUCUACAUAACAGCAACAUUGACCCUAAGCAGCACAAGUAAAGUAUUCUUUGCUAGACCCGCAAUUUCAAUAGAAAUUGCGGGUAAAUGCCGAAGCUGACCUGAAACAUAGAAUGAAUGUUGAAAUGCGUCAAAAUGUAUUCACAGGCCGAGGAUCGAACCAGCGACCAUUAGGUUGGGGAAACAAGUCAUGGCCACUCUAUGACCUGAGCCAUGCCACCCAUGCACAAAAUAAGCGCAAUGUUACAGUACAUGUAAUGGUAAAUGUAAAACCAAUUUCCACCAAUAGGGGGCGACAUUGAAAUUGUCCAUUUAUUGCCAAUUGGAAAAAUGCCACAGAUAAUAUUGAAUUAUCGAAAAUCUGGGCUUACAUACAACAUACAUAGUAUUGUAUUUAUUAUUAAUGUUUCAAAAUAGUAUUUUAUGUAGGAAAUGGUAUUUUUAUUCAUCUUAUUUCAUUUUAAUUUAUCAUUAUACAUGUAAGUGCAUUUUUUUUCUCGCUCUCUCUCUCCAUUACUGCACUACUUGACUACUAUGUGUCAUUAUCUCGUCUCCCCCCUUAUAUUUAUUAAUAAAUAGUCUUUUGGUAGUAUACAGCCCACUUUGCAUUCUGUCAACUUGACAUGGCACAAAACCUCCCUUCCAUUUGUCACCUGUCCUAUGUCUUGUGUAAUGUGUUUUAGAACCUCGACACGUAUGC
Dunckerocampus dactyliophorus (ringed pipefish) is the source of this 3763-nucleotide messenger RNA. It is a transcript of the gene tubgcp4, whose product is annotated as tubulin, gamma complex associated protein 4. Bases 1 to 2001 code for a protein of 666 amino acids. Gene Ontology annotation, molecular function: gamma-tubulin binding; microtubule minus-end binding. NCBI's taxonomy places the organism in Eukaryota, Metazoa, Chordata, Actinopteri, Syngnathiformes, Syngnathidae. Gene Ontology annotation, cellular component: equatorial microtubule organizing center; gamma-tubulin complex; spindle pole. Gene Ontology annotation, biological process: spindle assembly; meiotic cell cycle; cytoplasmic microtubule organization. The transcript is spliced from 18 exons. The record is from RefSeq and is a predicted model, not a curated record.